This is a messenger RNA of Trichoplusia ni (cabbage looper), 1054 nucleotides long. RefSeq lists its product as uncharacterized. NCBI's taxonomy places the organism in Eukaryota, Metazoa, Arthropoda, Insecta, Lepidoptera, Noctuidae. Bases 164 to 481 code for a protein of 105 amino acids. The record is from RefSeq and is a predicted model, not a curated record. The transcript has 2 exons. Gene Ontology annotation, cellular component: BORC complex.
UAUAUUGUCAAGUUGACAUUUCGAUUCCGAUUGAACAAAAACACGAAAUUGUUUGGAUGCAAUACAAUAGUUUAUUUAAUACAGCAAAGUUCCGCUACGUGCUUCAUUGAGCACCAAUAGGAGCCAAACAAUUUGAAUAUAUCAGUCACCGUAUUGGAACGCAAUGACUUCAGCGUCUUCAAGCAGUGCGCGUUCUUUAUUUGCGGAAUCAAAGCAACGUUUGGCUGAGAGAGUGCAAGUGAACAUGAACAAUAUUUCGUCUUUGGCUCGGCAAAUACAAAGAGGCUCUAAAUCCAAUGAGUUAUUAUCUAAAGCAGCCAGAGAUAUGGCUUCAGCGGAACAUCAGAUAGAGUCAAGUGAAGAGAACCUUAAGAAAAUGCAGCUCAUCGGAGUCCACAUGGGGUACCAGUUUGAGAACAUACAGAAGUCAGCACAAAUGUUGAAUGAAAUCAGCGAAAAAGUUAAAGCUAUGCAGAGGUGAUAGGGUUCAUAAAUUAUAUUAAACUACUAGCUGUUGCCCGCGACUUCGUUCCCGUGGGUAGAAGAUAUAAAUUAUGAUUUAUACCUGCCCUGUUUUUUCACAUUUUCCAUUGUACCUAUCUUCGCUCUUAUUAGUCGCAGCGUGAUGGUUUAUAGCCUAAAGCCUUCCUCGAUUAGUGGUCUAUUCAACAAAAAAAUAAUUUUUCAAUUUGGACCAGUAGUUCCUGAGAUUAGCGCGUUCAAACAAACAAACAAACAAACUCUUCAGCUUUAUAUAUUAGUAUAGAUAUAGAUUAAAACUGUGAACCUUGUUACGAGCAUGCUGGCUUUAUUAGGAUUAGUUUUAAGUUUUGUUUAGUUGAAGCAAAUGUAAUUUUAGUAAAGUAUCGUCUAUGACUUUUGUUAUACACUAUGAUAAAGUAUUUAGAAAGCCUUGUAAACUGAUUGCACCAUUGAUAAAAAUAGUUUAAGGGAUUUUUAUCCACAUGAUAAAUAUUACUAAAUUUAAUUGUAUUCUUGAAAAUAGUGUGUAAUGUGUUCAUGUAUUGUCAAAUAUACAUUAAAUUAAAUGCAA